CUUUCAGUUGGUCACGGUCUCUGCUUGUUUUUUGUAAAAUUUUCCAAAACGAGUUGACGAGUGAAAGUCUGCUUAUGAAAUUUGACUUUUGUAAUCUUUUUUAACAGUUUCCCAUUCUUUAAACGAAAUGUCACCUUGAAAUUAAUGCAAUGUUGAAAGUUGCAAGCAAACUGUCGGUUGUCAGUUGCAGUCGGUCGUCAAAUUCGGCGUCGGUAUUGAUUGUUGAUUCGGCGGGUCCUUGCAACAAAGCGCUGUCAGACGUUAUUGAGGUUCUCCAGGGAAGGUGGUUGUCAAGUUCGUCUGGCGGCCCAACGCAAUUGAAAGACAAGACAAACAUCAACAAUCAUCGUCAACAACAGGCUCAUGAAACUCGUCCCCCAGACCGAUCAAUCACUUACUACUAUCUGCAGGCUGACAUCGAUAGCGCCGCUGAAAAACCCCAAAAGCCGAUAUCACUCUUCAAACUUUUGAAAUCUUCAUUCAACAAGGACCAUCUCAUUAAGAAUGCACGUUUCCUUCAACAAGAACUACCAAUCAGAGUGGCCAAAAGAGUUGUUGCCUUUCAUAUGCUGCCUUUCAUUGUUGCAUCUAAUCCCUCCUUGCUGAGAUGUCAAGAACUCUACACUUCGUCGUUUCAACUCUUGAAAAGUUGUGAACCAGUGACGAACACAUCAACAGAGGAGCAGUUCAGUGAGACGAUCCAAGAGAUGUUGGACUACCAUAAGGAAGUCGUGUCGCUUCUGUCGCAAGGUUUCAAAGAGGCUGGAAAGUAUAUUGAGGACAAAAAGCUCAUCGCGACUUUCCUGGACGACAUGAUGAAGUCAAGACUUGGCAUGAGAUUGCUGUGCGACCACCACCUACAAAUACCGAUUGAAAGGGUCAGUUAUGUCGGUAGCAUUGAGAUGAAGUUCUGUGUGAGAGCCCUUGUGGAACGUAAGGCCAGGGAGACUAAACUACAGUGCGAACGCAAAUAUGGGUCGUCACCGGAUGUCGAGGUCAAGGGUCACAUGGACGCCACCUUCAUGUACAUCAGUCCGCCACUCGACUACGUACUUAAUGAGUUGCUGAAGAAUGCAAUGAGAGCGGUGAUGGAGUCGAAGAGCAGAUCUUCCAUUAAGAGCCUACCCCCUGUCAUCGUCACCAUUGUCAACAACGACACUGACUUUUGCAUCAGGAUAAGCGACAGAGGCGACGGCAUCCGACACGACAUCGUCGAUCGGAUCUGGCAGUACGGCUUCACCAGCGUCAACCACCAGCUUCACGAGCGACACGAUGGAGGCGCCUUUGACAUCAUGAGCGAGAACAGGACUGCUGGCAUCAUUUAUGGUUUCGGUCUGCCAGUUUGCAGAGCCUUCAUUGAACAUUUGGGUGGUUCUCUCAAGCUCAUCACCAUGCAGGGAAUCGUUUCUGAAGUGCCAUUUCCGCGAUGUUCAACAGCGCUCCUCAAUGAAUUUUUUAAACGUAUGGUUUUUGAGAUCCGCUCUGUGAAGUUCGCAAGUGGUGACGGAGGAGUUGAGACUUGCAGAGAAAAGAGCCAGAAAAGCAAACGCAGAUUCAGCACAAAUUGUCAACAAGUCAUUAGAAAUGAUUAUGUCUUAAAUUAUAAGUAUAUGCAGCACGAUGUCGUUCUUCUUAAAUGUGAGUUUCAGAGCUUACUGUGUGAAACAAUAUCCCCAAUCACAGCUGUCCGAAAAGUAAAGAAGUUUGCCGUUAGUCGUUGA
This is a messenger RNA of Helobdella robusta, 1721 nucleotides long. RefSeq lists its product as hypothetical. Lineage: Eukaryota; Metazoa; Annelida; Clitellata; Rhynchobdellida; Glossiphoniidae. Gene Ontology annotation, molecular function: pyruvate dehydrogenase (acetyl-transferring) kinase activity. Gene Ontology annotation, biological process: protein phosphorylation; regulation of glucose metabolic process. The coding region runs from base 150 to 1721 and encodes 523 amino acids. Gene Ontology annotation, cellular component: mitochondrion. The record is from RefSeq and is a predicted model, not a curated record. The transcript is spliced from 13 exons.